CUCAACUUCUAUAAGAUCUCUACUAAUAAGUUUAACAUUAUCUUCAAUUCAAACUCAGCUGCAUAGCUUUGUACAACAUGUCCGCUAUUCAGAAUGUUGCUAUAGUUGGGGCUGGCGGUCACAUCGGAGGCGCUUUCGCCAGAGCCCUGAUCCAGGCUGGCAACCAUGUGGUGACGGCAUUAUCUCGCUUUGAUAGUAAGAGUCAGCUGCCCAUGGGUGCCAAUAUCAUCAGGGUCAACUACGAGGACGUGCAGUCAAUUGCUGAGGCUUUAAAAGGGCAGCACUUCUUAGUAAUAACUCUGGCUGCUACAGCCCCAGAGGAGACUCAUGCCAAAAUCGUUAAGGCAGCGGCUGAGGCUGGUGUUCCAUAUGUCAUGCCCAACGCAUUCAGCUAUCCGAUAUACCAAGACAAUCUCUGCGAACAAGAUCUUUAUACGAGCAUUAUUAGAGGUGGCAUUGCAAACCGCGUAUCUGAUAUCCAAAGAAGCGGUGCAGCCUCUGUUGUCCUAUGCUGCGGUUUCUGGUAUGAGUGGACUUUGGCGAUGGGGGAGUCAUCAUUUGGGUUCUCCAUUAGGGACCGCAAAAUCACCUUCUUCGAUGAUGGCAAGCGUACCAUCACCGUUAGUACAUGGGAACAGUGUGGGCUCGCUUUAGUUAGCUUGCUAAGCCUUCCCGAGACUAUCACAUCCCCCUCACUUGCCGGCUACAAGAAUAGGAACGUCUUAAUCAGCAGCUUUAGUAUCUCGCAAAGGGACAUCCUAGACAGCCUACAUCGGGUUCUGGGCACCACCGACGACGACUGGGAUAUAAAGUAUGAAUCGUCAGCGCAGCGGGUUAAGGAAGGGGAAGAGGAAAUGAGAGAAGGAAGUCAGCGCGGCUUUAUAAAAUGGCUCUGUGCAAAUACAUUCUUGCCUGGUAAUAUCGCGAGUGAUUUUACCGACAAGGAGAUUGCAAAUAGUGUCCUAGGCCUGCCAGAGGAGGACUUGGACGACGCGACGAAACGAGUGGUGACUAGGCUUGAGAAUGGCUGGAGCCCAUUCGAAGAGCUUGGAAAGGGCGGCAGUUAAGGUUAUGCCCGAUAACCUGUGGCAGCAUUUGUCUGCCUGGUUCAGAUAGCUUAACUCUAUGUUUUCUCCUUAUCUAACUAUUCUAACCUUGUGAUACUUUCUUAAUACUACGUAC
Fusarium oxysporum Fo47 is the source of this 1182-nucleotide messenger RNA. RefSeq lists its product as uncharacterized. The record is from RefSeq and is a predicted model, not a curated record. The transcript is spliced from 2 exons. Bases 78 to 1067 code for a protein of 329 amino acids. NCBI's taxonomy places the organism in Eukaryota, Fungi, Ascomycota, Sordariomycetes, Hypocreales, Nectriaceae.